GCCAAUGGCGAGUUGCUGUUUGAAACUACCUCCGCAUGCAGCCGCUGCUUUUUCUCCUGAGAGAUAGUUGAGGUACAGAAAUCCCCUGAGCUGUUCCAUCUGCGCCCUCACCCCCACCCCCCCCCAAAAAAAAACCUCAACCAUUCUCCCCAGAACCUCAAGUUUGAAUCAGUUGAAGAGUUUGCAAAAGUCCGAAGCAGAAAUCAGACCCAGCCAUGUCCCUCACUGUGAAGGAGAAAAACCAAGUCCGCUUAGUGUUCCUUGGGGCAGCUGGAGUGGGGAAGACUUCGCUGAUCCGGAGGUUUUUACUCGACACCUUUGAGUCGAAGUACAAGAGGACAGUGGACGAGCUUCACAGCAAAGAGUAUGAUGUGGGGUCAGUGAAGGUCAAAAUCGAGAUCAUGGACACCAGCGGCAGCUACUCCUUCCCAGCCAUGAGGAAGCUCUCGAUCCAGAGCAGUGAUGCUUUCGCCCUGGUCUAUGCCAUAGACGAUGCCGAAUCCUUCGAAGCUGUGAAAAGCCUCCGAGAUGAGAUCCUCGACAUCAAGGAAGAUAAAUACACCCCGAUUGUCGUGAUCGGCAACAAGACGGACAACGGAAGUGACAGGCAAGUGUCCAGUGAAGAUAUCAUGUCGCUGGUGGAAUUGGAAUGGAACAACCGCUACCUGGAAUCCUCGGCCAAGGACAACGCCAACGUGCUGGAAGUUUUCCGAGAGCUCCUGCAGCAAGUCAACUUGCCGAGCCGCCUGAGUCCAGCCCUGAGGAGGAGGCGGGAAACUUUCCCAACAGAGAACAACUGCCGACCCCCCAUGAACAAAACCAACAGCUGUAGCAUCUCCUAAAGACCAACCUCCGGCUGAACGGACUCUCCCUGUUCGAUUGAUCCGAUCAAAAAAAAAAGCAACACUGUUCGCCCUUUCCGGGGUUUAGAAAUGGGUUUGGGGUUUUUUUUGUUUGGGAGGAGGGGGGGGCAACGAGUCUCCAAAUUGUGUAAGUGAACUUAUUACGGUGCUAAGAAAAAACAAAUGGGAAGGAGGGUAGCAUUCGGGCACAUGAAAACCAAUUGAAUUAAUCUUUGUUACCGUUAAUUGCGCUGAAGUUUGAUUUCAAUGAAGAUGCUGAUGUUUAUCCAGUAAGCUGAACAAUUAAUGUAUGCAUUUAAAGUAAACCCGUUAGCAGGUUACUUUCCAGCCUAACAGUCGUAUCAGCGUUGAUCUAAGUAUUCGUUUCCAGUAGAGUUUGUCCUCAAUCUGCACUGAUCGUGCAGCCUGGAAUCUUUGUUUACAAAGUUCAAAUCAUCACCGUUAUUUGUUAAUGGGGGAGGGGGGGGGGGUUAACAUUUAUUUGCACUCACAUGUUAUCAGAUCUU
This is a messenger RNA of Carcharodon carcharias (great white shark), 1369 nucleotides long. It is a transcript of the gene rasd4, whose product is annotated as rasd family member 4. The transcript has a single exon. Gene Ontology annotation, molecular function: GTPase activity; GTP binding. The record is from RefSeq and is a predicted model, not a curated record. The coding region runs from base 216 to 842 and encodes 208 amino acids. Lineage: Eukaryota; Metazoa; Chordata; Chondrichthyes; Lamniformes; Lamnidae.